AUGUACAUCGAAAUUUUGGGUUUCAACAUCGAUGAUAAAACAAUGAUGUUUAUGAACGAUAAAUCGAUGUUUGAAGAAAAUCGAUAUUUCGCUUGCAUCCUUACGAACAAUUUAUCUGCUGAACCGUUGGCUUGGCAGUUUGGCAGUUGCACGAACACGAAUUUCCCGCCUAAACUACAAAACUACGAAAAAUUUUAUUAUAUUGAUGCUGAGCUGUUAUGCUAUCGUGGAUAUUUGUUUGUCAGAUUCAUCAAGUUCUAUGCCUAUUGCAAUAUGUCUCUUCGAAAUGUGGAAAUAAAAGCUAAAAUAACAGAUUACGAUAAUAUUUGCAAAGUGGCUGAGGAAUUAAGUGGAAAAUCGGCAACGUUGAUAAAACAAGAUGAUACAUUUUAUAAUGUUAACGAAGGCCGGUUAAAGCUGAGGACAUUCGAGGAUGCCUCGGCGACUCUUGUGCGGUACGAUCGUGUUGAUGAAGGGGGACCAAAGCUUAGUAACUAUGAGUUACUUCAAUUUGAUAGUGAGCAAGCUAAAUUAUUAGACACUAUGUUAAAGAAAUGUUUAGGAAUUCGCGGCAGAGUUGUGAAGGAACGAAAAUUAUACAUGGUUGACCAAACUCGUAUACACAUAGACACUGUGCACGACCUUGGUCAUUUUAUGGAACUAGAAGUGGUACUAAGAAGAGAACAGACAUUAGAAGAGGGUCAAAAAAUUGCUAAAGAUCUGCAAACAAAACUUGGAGUUAAAGAUGAGGAUCUUAUUGAGUGUGCCUAUGUAGACUUAUUAGAUAAAAAGAAUAAUUAA
Molecule: messenger RNA, 801 nt
Organism: Arctia plantaginis
Lineage: Eukaryota; Metazoa; Arthropoda; Insecta; Lepidoptera; Erebidae
Source: the annotation of a GenBank genome assembly